Messenger RNA from Pararge aegeria (speckled wood butterfly), 8372 nucleotides. RefSeq names its product protein melted (gene melt). The transcript has 13 exons. Gene Ontology annotation, molecular function: phosphatidylinositol-5-phosphate binding. Gene Ontology annotation, cellular component: plasma membrane. The record is from RefSeq and is a predicted model, not a curated record. The coding region runs from base 259 to 3174 and encodes 971 amino acids. NCBI's taxonomy places the organism in Eukaryota, Metazoa, Arthropoda, Insecta, Lepidoptera, Nymphalidae. Gene Ontology annotation, biological process: regulation of signal transduction.
CCACUUUUCUUUGCUCAAUAUUUUCAGAACUAAUUUCGCUAUUUAUCACUUUUCGGUAUUGAGAUUACGAUAAUAUUAUUUAACUUUAGCUUUAUAUCUUUUAAAACCUCGUACAGCACUGUACUUAAUUAAAUAUGGUUGGGAUAAAUCGAAAGUUGGUUACCCGAAGUGUGUAGGUCGUUUGUUGUAUUGUGAGUUGUUUUUGAGUGGGCUAGCUCACUGGCUGGUAUUUCGGAGCCAGGACGUCGAGACAGCACCAUGCAUGAACUCCUUAAGCACGUGCUGACGGAGCGCGACCUGACGCGGGCUGGAGACAUCUUCGCAAUCCCGGACUCUGAUAUUGUUGAUGAUUUGAAUGAAGUGCUUAAGCAAAUAACAGACAUAUCUUCACGACCAGACUACAUAAGAAACGAUCGCGAUCAAGCCCUGAUAGAGAUAUGUGUGACAAGGGUUACGUCAUGUGUCAAGGAGACGGGAACACUAGAGAAAUACUGCGGAGCUCUAGUGGCCCUGCUGGAGUCCUGCCUACAUCAUAAUUUAAUGCCCGUAGGACAUUUACGGGAUGAGGAUCCACCUCACGCUAAGAUAGCGUCUGAUGUUAUUGCUUGCAUAGUUCUGGUCUCAUUUCCUUUGCAAGCCGACAAGGAAACUAGCGGCAACGCGGAUGUUAUGGAACUGUUCCUGCCCGUAGCGGUUCAGUUCCUACACAAAGGGAACCGCGAGAUAUCGAGGCAUAUGGCACGGUAUCUGUCCUUAGCUGCGGUGCAUCACGCAGUGCUACUGAAACCUCAUGUUCAGACUAUCAUGGACUCUAUCAUGUCAGGUAACUACCCACUCUGCCGUAUCCUGACAAACCUCUACGAAGUAUGCCCGGAGCCGCUCGAGGGCCACGUGACCGCGCUGGUAUCUCUGUUGCCGCACGCCGAGCCUGUGGAGAAGAGCUCCCUCUUCGCACUCUUCGAACAAAUAGCCGCGCGACGACCGGAGGCGCUCAAAACGGCGAUACCGCAGCUUUUAUCAUACUUGUGUCCCAAUACCACCAGCCAGAGUGAUGCGGGCUGUAUGUGUAUUGAUCUGCUACAGGUGAUAGCCAGCGUUAGUCGAAGUCGCGCUUCGCUGGUGUCCGAGCACAGUGCGGCGGUGCGCCGAGCGUCGCGCGCGCCGCACGCCACGCCGCGUGUCACCGAGCUGGUGGCCACCAUACUCGCCACACUCGGAUAUACCAGCAGGGAGCGUGCCCAGGAAGCGUUAAACUUCGUAGUGGAGCGACUGUCGGGCGCCGAGUGGCCCGAGCAGGCCGCGUUGUUACGAGAAGCGACCGCCCUCUGUUCCGCCUACCCAGCCCUCUUCACCGACCGGCUGCUGGCCGCACUGAGGGCUAACAACAGUAACCGACCAAAAUCAACGCACGGCGAAGUCAACAGGACACCAGGUGGCGUAACGAUCGUCAAACUGGGGGGUUCUACAACCACUGCAUCUCCCGUUUCCGCGGGGUCCACUGUGCCCCCACUGGUAUCCACUGCUCCUGUCUCGUUGGGGUCGACUACGACCCCAGUCAGCACAUCGGUAGCCCCAGUCACUGGUUACACGAGAAGGGCCAAGUUGGGCGAUUCGAGGAGUACGGGGAGAUUGCACCCGGGACCUAAUUCGCAUAGGAGCAUGACGCGGUUAAAUGUUGCAGGUGGUUCAGUAGGAGGACUUCAUAAAAGUAUGACGCGGCUGUCCUCCUCGCAGCAAAUCAACGCGCAACAAAACAUGACUCCGCCACAGAUAGUUGGCAGUAAACCAACGGUGGCGAAGGCGGGCAGCGGCGGCGCUGUCACCGUCACCACCAUCUCACCACCGCUGGCGCCGCGUGUGGCGUCCCGGCACCACCACCACAAUAUCAUCAUCGGACCAGUAGCUGCUACGAAUUCCGGGCCAACGAUAAUCCCAGGCCCGACCUCACUACAGUCGCAAUCAAUAUCCGUCAACCCUUUGACGGGCAAAUCUUCGGACGCUCUCAUACCCACAGCAGUUUCCAUACAACAUUCCAACAACGCCCUCGGUCAAGUGUCAGUGAUCACUACCACGGCUGGUACGGGGCCGAUUUUAGCCCAAACUUGCGGGUCGGGGCCAAUCUCGGUCGGGCCCAAUCCGAUCCCGAUCGGGCCCGUCACGGUGACGUCCCGUCGAGCCAACAACACCAGUGUCACGAUGAUCAACUCCAGCAACACAAACAAUUCGAACUCCAAUCACAGGAUAAGCGUGUUCGAGCCGUAUCCCAUGAGGGACACGGUACAGCACUUUUGUGAGAAGCAUUUAGACAAAAUUAAAGCGUAUAUGGAUAACGUCUCUUUGAGGAUACCACCGCCGGCGAAAUGUACGAUUGAAGAGCGGAGAUCAAAGAAGCAAGCACGUUUAUCAUUCGCAUGCGGACGUCGCGGGCCCCACUGCCUGUACGCAAGAGCAGCAUUUUCAAUGCGCACCCGUGCCCCGCGUGUGUGGAUCCACCUUAUGUUUCUGGCGCUUCAAGCCCGCCACGCCGCUGCGCUGUCAUCGAGGGACCCGACCGUGGCUAGCCUUAAACAUUGUUGGGAUAUCCUCAAGUGCGAAAACAAGACAUUCCUGACGCUGGUCACGGGCGCAUUCCCUGGCCUAAAGGAACAAGAAAUGUUAUUGAACGAACUACGAGCGGCCGGUUUCUUCGAUGUAUUCGAAGUGAAUUCCACUCGCACGGAUGGGGGUAGUGUACCGCCAACCCAGGCGACUUGGGGGUGCUUUCUUUGCAACCAUCCUGAAAGAGCUGUGGGUUUCCUUGCAGCAGAUGGCCAACCGGUCAUCGAAGGACAACUCAAGGAGAAGAAAGGACGAUGGAGACUGUUCAGAAGAUGGCGUACGAGAUACUUUACGCUGUCCGGCGCUCAUCUUUCUUGUAAAGGAUCGAGUGGCGGCGAAAGCAUAGAUAUCAACCAGAUUCGAUCUGUCAAAGUGUCCCGAGGGGCGCGCAACAUUCCAAAGGCUUUCGAGAUCUUUACCGGAGACCAGACGCUGAUCCUCAAGCCCAAAGACGGUAAGAACGCGGAAGAAUGGGCCCAAUGUCUUAGUAUCGCAGUGGCCCACUCUCAGGCAAGAGAUGCUCCCGCCAAGGCCAACAGUCUUCCAGCUAGGGGACUCACGCUCAAGAGCUUCUGACGACUGCUGCCGCAGGCCUCGUUUUAGGCCUCAAACUUCCGCGGCGACUGUCUGUCAACUUUAGACUUUAAGUUGCAAAAUAUUAGCUUUGCCUUAGGACGAAUGCUGGAAUACUCAAACUGAAAAUAUAAGAGUUUUUGACCGUUUUUUUUACUCCGACAACAUGGAUAAAGACUGAAGAUGAUGACUAGGCCAGUACUUAAAAUUUAUCUUGGUUGUUUCUAUUGCGAAUUUUAUUCAUGUACUUAAUAUUUUAGGGCGGAGUGGGAUUUGUAUUUAUUGUUAUUGCAUUUACGGUUUUCAAAAGCUUGUUUGUAUUUUCAUAGCAUAGCGUCAGCGAGAGAUGUGAUUGCUUUUCGUAGUUUAUUUAUUUGAUGUAGUUUGAAAAAUAUAAUCUAUAAAUUUACGAGCUCUGAUAAACCUAAGAUUUAUUUCUUUUCAAUAUAAUAGGUUGUAAGAUGGUUACGUUUUUAGAUCACACCUACACUAUGCUAUCUUGGUUAACCUUUUGCACUUUUUGCUUCUGGAUAUAUGAAAAAGUAAUUUUAUUUGAAUAGUCGUGUUUUAAAUUUCUAUUUAGUUCGAUCUUGUAGGCUUAGUACUUAUAUAAAAUAUUUCGAAACAAUUAUUGCACUUAUGUACUUAAAGGUUAUUUUGCUAUAACACAAGGAUAAUAAAUUAUAUUAUUGUGUACAAUACAGGUUGUAUAUUAGAAUAAAUUUAUUUGUAUAUAAAUGGAUUAUCUAUGAAACGUUUAAAUGACAUUAUACCAACCGAAGAGUGAGUUUUGGUUUGCUCAAAAUAUAUAAGAAUAAAAUAAAAUAAUAGUUAUUUGUGAAAUAUAUUCGCUGUUUAAACUUGCCAUAAUGCCAUUAUGUUAAAGACUUUUAUAGCUAGAGACUUUUUCUUCAAAGAUUUUGAGUAUGUACAUAUAAGUAGUUCAUACAUUCUUCUCUCCUGUCCUAUAGUGUAAAAAUACUUUUUGGUGUUAAAUAUGUUACAAAAUAAAAAAAUAUCCAUAUAUGCCAAAAAGCACUGUCUUCCAACCAAUUUUUUAUAGCCCGUACGUAUUGGCGUAGGAUUUUUUAAAACGCCAUGUGUCCUUAGUAUUUCGAGUGAAGCAGUUAUAUGUAUUCGUUUGCAGUAAGACUAAUAAACGCUGUGCAAAGUACUUACGUUAUUUUUACAAGAAAUACUUGCAACUUGUGAAUAUUUAACUGCCGUUUACGAAAAAUAAAGACUAUUAAUAAAUUAACAUUGGAGGAUUUCUUUUGGAGGCCAAUUCUUUUGUACGCAAAUCUCAUAACUAAACUAAAUUGACAGGCCUUACGGCCGAUUUACAUCAGACGAGCGAAUGCUCUUUCUAUCCCCACUCUGUUAAAUUAUUUUUGUGCAAACAGACACAUACACGUAGAGCAUUAUUUUGUUAGUCUGUCUGCCUUCGCAAGAUUCUAUUGAAUAUUCUAAGAGUCUUUCCUUUACACUACUGCUAUGCUAUUUUCUAGCUCUGACUCUGGUUUGUUUAGAUGGGCCUAUAAAAUAAUAAUGAGAAGUAUAGUAAUAAUCUAUAACAUUUUAGUUAUUUGUUUACAACUGAAUUGUUGCAAUAGCUUGAGACAUUAAAAAAAUAUGUGUACAAACACGUUUUUAUAGUAUCCAGUUACAUAUUGGAUAGAAGCCGUUACUUUGCGCAAUUCCAAGAUAUACAGCGAAAAUUAAGCUUAAUUUGCUGUACUCCGCGAAGAGAUGGGGAAUCUUUACUUUACAAUUAUUCAUUGUAAAGUCAACAUCUCCUGAGAAUGCGAAUCGUGCGUAACCAAAGAGCUUCGGCAAAGUUGCCGAAGAUCAGUUUGGCGUGGAGUAUAAAUAUUGAAGAAAAACCACAUGAUUUAAUAAGUCGCGUAUUUGCUUUCACGGAGUAUAGCAAAUGAGAGGUUUAAAACAACGCUUAAAGGCAUUUUGUUAUAUUAUUGAUUUUUCAAUACGGUGACAUAUCACCCAUAUCAUGACACAGCUAAAUAAUAUAUUAUAACUUAACUAAUAUUAAGAAAAGUCAUUAUAACUGAUAAAUAAUAUAAAAGACAAAUUGAUAUAAUUGUACCUACCACAUAUUUUAUUAAUUGUAAUUCGAAUAAAGAUUAGAACGAUAGGGCGAAAAGUACAAUAAUUUUUUAUAAUUUUUUUUUCCCGUAGGUUAUGUUUUUAUUGUUAAUAAUUCAAUUUAUAAAAUUGACAGUUGUUUAUUGAAUAAUAAAUAUUGAUUGUUUAUCUAUAUAUAUUAGGUAUGUGGUUAGAACGAUUUGAGUUACUGCAAGAUAUAGCGGCAAAUUGCAUAAACUUAUCUUCCGGUUAAUUAAAGUCUUUAUUCAGUUCACAUAAAGUUUUAAAAAGAACCAACGUUAUUAUUAUGCUCAGCGACAAAGCUGUCCCCUCAUAAGAAAGAGUCAAACUCACUCAUAAUAAUCGGUUACCCAUCCAGUUACCGACUUGAGUCAACGUUAAAUAAAAUAAAUAAAAUUAGAAUGCAAUGCUGUGACUACAUAAUGUAGUUAUCAUCACAACAUUAAGCACAAAACUGUACCUAUUUAUGAGUUUUGUGUUUCUAUCUUGCAUACUUUUCACAACUCCAUCUGAAUUAGAUAAAGGCGAUAUUUAAUUAACUUGGAAUAAGUAUUCGAGUAUUCUUCCGAGAUUUGUCUCUUGUUAAGCAACGGCCAAACCAUCGCUACCUUAGUGAAGUUUUCGUACUGCGAGCCAAUUCCAAUCACAGGACUCUUGCUAAAAAGCGGGCUUUUGAUUGGUCGCAAACUUGAACGCCGCUAUGGUUGGCAGUUACGCGAAAGUUUGACGCCGCGGUUUGGCCUUGCCUUCAUGCGCUGACCAUUUAUUGAGAUGUUAUAAGGUCGAAGACCGAGUGCUGGUCAUAGGUGUACUUAAAAUAGCUGCCGUUACAAAGCACAGCCAUUGAUUGACCAUUGACGUUUUUAUUUUACCAGAAAAUAUUGUCUAAUUCUGUUGUACGUAAAUCACUAAAUUUACUAAAGAUGUAAGUAGUGUUUUAAUUGGUAAAUUUGUGAAAAAUACAUCACUAGUUUAACUUCUUAACCUGUAAAUCUUUAACAUCCAUUUUCGGCAUUCAAUCUAUCCGUAAUCAAUAGAUGUAUUACUAAGAAACUUUGUUAUUGUAUAAAAAUACUUAAAUCCUGAUUUUUUUUUAACAAAUAACAACUUAGCAUCUUAGCAUCUUAUCAAAAGACUGCAGAUAGAUUGAAUAUAGUAAACGGACGUUAAUUCUUUAAACUAGUGAUCUACUUUCCAAAAAGUUGGUUGAGUACCAAAAAUUCCGUAGAUUUUUAAAAUUGUCAACUUAAUUAAGUUUAGGGAUUUAAGGUACAACCAAAUUAGCGCCAGUGUGUGUAAAUAUAAUAUAGAUAAUGAUUUAUUUAAUUGUAUGCGUUUAAUAUACCUAAAUAAUUUUGUCUCCCGAAUCUAUGUAUUGACAAAAUUUAUUUACGUGAUUCGAAAUUCACAUUCCGUUCGAUAAGAAAACUAUUAUGGUCUCAAAUUGAAAAAAAUUAUGGUUGUUUUAAAUUAUAUAUUGUUUUGUAUCCUUUAAGUUAUGGACAGUUAAUGUUGGUUAUACAUUAUGACCUUAUACAGGGUGUUAACAUGGAUUUUAUAUUAAAUGUCAAUGAAAUAUAAUUUUUUUAUUGAGGUUCAUUAUUAUGAAAAUAUAAAAGAGGUUUUUUUUUUAAUGCUCUUGCAUAUUACGAUAUUAUCGUUUACGCGUCAACUGAAAUAAACUCCGACAGUUUUUUGUUGCGUUGGACGCGUCUAAAUUAAAACGGCCAAGUAAAGUGGUAAAAAAAGUACUUAUUACGAAAACAUACAUAUAACAACACGAAAAAUCAAUUUUUUUUUUUUUUAUUGUACCAAUUAUCUCAAUGGCAAAAAAAAGUGUGUAACAUUAAAGUAUGUUAAUUUACACGGUUUUACACCUACUAAAAGUUUCGAAGUGUGGAAGCUUUUUCUUUUCAAUUAAUACAGUGAAAAUUAUAUAGAUGACAAAUAUGUUAAGUUUAAUUUAGGUCAAAGCCCACAGUCUGCGAAGCUAAUACAAAAAUAGUGUUUCCAUAUUAUUUUACAAAGUGUCGGAAGUAGUUUCAAGUUAAUCAAUGCAUUUAAACAUUAUGUAAAAAGAGCUUAUGCAUGUACUAAUAAAAAAUAAAAAAAAAUAUUAUGAAAAAUAAAAAUCAGUAAUAUAAAUUUAUGUUAAACUUUUAAACGUGCAAAUCCUAAACUGUUUAACUUGGAUGUUUAUUACAGAACCGAUUUGUGAUUCCGUAUGACAUUGCAUUCGUAUUAACGCUUACUCAGAGUUGCACUCGAAUUGACACUUCUUAAUACAAUAUUGCUAAAACUGAUUAGCGCAGUAUCGCUUUAAAAACUAACGUUAAUAGAUAUUUUUUAUUUUUUUUGCUUUAAAAAUUAUAAUUAAAACAGUCUUCCGAUAUUAUGCAAUGUACCAAUCGUGUAAAAACAAUAUUAUGUCCGUUUUCACUGAUGCCGAACAAGACAAUGCUUUAGUAAAGCCUUAUCAAAUAUUGCUAGGCAUACAUUUACCUUUCACCGAUAAAUUUUCACUAGGCAACUCAUUUAAGAUAACUUGUCUAUGAUCCUUCUCACCAGGUUUGGUAUUUUGUGCUUGUGUUAACAUAUCUUUCAAAAUUUGUAUGGAUUCAAAGUUAGAUUAGAAAAAAACGAACGCGACCAACGUCGUAAGUCAUCGUCUAAGAGAUGGUGAAACUCACUAUACUCAAUAACGAUAUGAGUGAAAACGGACAUUAUUGUUUUUAAAAAAGAUCGUGAAAAAUGAAACAAAAAUGUUUGCCUUGACUUUUAUUUUACAUAUUUCAUACUUAAAAAGUAAUGAAGUUAUUGUUUACAUUGUAAGAAGGGUGUGUAAAAAUGGACUAUAUCUCUGAAUACCGACUUUACUAUAAUACAUUAUGACAAACCAUUCUGUUAAUACUUAUGAUAUCGGUGCUAAGUAUAUACAUAGUUUAUAAUAUGAUCGUACCUCCGCAGAGUGCGUUUCCCGGAGUGUUCACACAGAUUAGGUUUAAGAGUUACAGCAGUGAGCGGUCACGUGAUCGCACUAAUUGCCUUAUUUAUUAGGAAUAAAGUUUUGUUUACAA